This is a messenger RNA of Jaminaea rosea, 793 nucleotides long. RefSeq names its product FeS cluster assembly scaffold IscU. The coding region runs from base 14 to 571 and encodes 185 amino acids. The record is from RefSeq and is a predicted model, not a curated record. Gene Ontology annotation, molecular function: ferrous iron binding; 2 iron, 2 sulfur cluster binding. The transcript is spliced from 2 exons. Gene Ontology annotation, cellular component: mitochondrial matrix; cytoplasm. Gene Ontology annotation, biological process: iron-sulfur cluster assembly; intracellular iron ion homeostasis. Lineage: Eukaryota; Fungi; Basidiomycota; Exobasidiomycetes; Microstromatales.
CUCGUCAUCACGCAUGGCCCUCAGCUCUGCGGCCCGCCCAGCCCUCGUCGCCACACCGCGAGUGGCAACCUCCUCGCCCUUCUCCACCAGCCAGUCACGAGGCUACCACGAGAAGGUCAUUGACCACUACGAGAACCCUCGCAACGUCGGUUCUUUCCUCAAGUCGGACAAGAACAUCGGCAUCGGUCUCGUUGGCGCACCGGCCUGCGGUGAUGUCAUGAAGCUGUCCAUCAAGGUGGGCGAGAGUGGGAUUAUCGAGGAUGUUAGGUUCAAGACUUUCGGGUGCGGAUCGGCCAUUGCUUCGAGUUCGUUGGCCACGGAGAAGCUCAAGGGGCUGACGCUGGAGGAGGCAGGAAGGAUCAACAACACUGAGAUUGCCAAGGAGCUCAGUCUGCCCCCUGUUAAGCUGCACUGCUCUAUGCUGGCCGAGGACGCAAUCAAGGCCGCCAUCCGCGACUACGAGGCUAGAUGGAAGAGCAGCGGCAAGAAGGGCGCAGGGCACAUCGAUGUCAGCCAGUCGGUUGGCUCAGGCGAGACCAAGGCCACUGCACAUGUGCCAGGCAGCGCCUGAUUGAUGGCGAUUUUUCAGAUCAGUCUCAGCCUUGUCUGUAGGGCGCCCGCUGGGUUCACCACGAUCCGUGUCGUGUGACAUACGCGCAGCAUGUCAUCAUCAUGCUCGAAUCCUCGGCUUCUGCCAAAUGUGUCUCCUGUUUUCAACGAUGCCUUCUGGAUCUACUUUACGCUCGCUUUCUUGUACAACGAUUCCAAUGACCAUGGCUCUUUUGCAUUGUGA